AUGCAUCGCGCCGCUCUGCAAGCUGUCCGCACAACCUGCCACUCCCGCGUCCGAUCGGCUGCCUUCGGUCGACCCUCGCUGCGAAGUCUCCUCUCCUCCGCAUAUUCCAUUCAACGGCCGUCGAACCUUCUCGUUACCUCCAUCCGCGCCGCCUCGCUGCACUCGUCCUCGGCCGCUGCCGCUGCUGCCCGCCAAACGCACGCCGCCACCAGCCUGCCCCUGCGGUCCUCCAUGUUCUUUCGGCGCAUCCCCGCCGCGCUCGUCUCCAGUAUCGUCGUCGGCUACGGCGCCUGGUACUCGUACAACGGAGGCGCCACCUGGAAUCUCACGAGCGCUGCCGGUGCGCGCAGCCUCACCUCGACCGCCGGCCAGCCGCCGCUAGGCACUACCACCGGCACGGCAUCUGUGGCCCUGCCGACCCGGACCGUGCUCGUAGUUGGCGCCGACGAGCUCCGACAGGGCACCAUUGUGGGCGAGGAGCCUAUUUCCAAGACGACGAGCGACGGCCGCCGCAUCGUCGAGAUGCUGAGCCCCGAGCAAGCUACGGAGAGGCUCCGCGAGACAGAGGAGUCCUUCUCGGUGAGCCGCGGCCAGGGCGUCACCCGCUACGACCUGGUUCAACUCUCCAGCAACGACCCGAUCGAGGAUGAUCACGCGGAAAAGAUUGUCGAGGUUACGGCCUCAUCGGCGGAUACGCAGAACAACGACUGGAUGUUUUGGGGUGUUUUUGAUGGCCACUCUGGUUGGACUACCUCGGCGACUCUGCGUGAGAGCCUCAUCAGCUACGUGGCGCGUGAGCUGAAUGACACGUACAAAACAACUAAGGGAGGGCUACCCGCUGCCGACGCCAUUGAUCUCGCUAUUAAGACGGGCUUCACCCAGCUCGACAAUGAGAUUGUCCACAAGAGCGUCGAGAAGGUCUUCAAGGCCAGCUCCAAGGCCGUGGCUGCUGAGCUUCUGCAACCAGCCAUGUCAGGCUCGUGCGCGCUCCUAUCAUUUUACGAUACCCGGACUCAACUUCUCCGCGUAGCCGUCACAGGCGACUCGCGCGCUGUCCUCGGACGCCGCUCCGAAAGUGGCAAGUGGACAGCCACCGCCCUCUCCGAAGACCAAACCGGCGGAAACCCGCACGAGGCCGCGCGCCUGCGCAGAGAACACCCUGGCGAGGACAAUGUCGUGCGCAACGGCCGCGUGCUCGGUGGUCUGGAGCCUUCACGCGCCUUUGGAGACGCCGUCUACAAAUGGAGCCGUGAGACCACCAUCAAGCUCAAGCAAGGUUUCUUUGCCCGCAGCCAGUCGCCGUUGCUCAAAACGCCCCCAUACGUUACGGCGGAGCCUGUGGUGACGACGACCAAGAUCAACCCCGAGAAUGGCGACUUUUUAGUCCUGGCCACCGACGGCCUCUGGGAGAUGCUGACCAACGAUGAGGUCGUCGGUCUUGUCGGCCAGUGGAUAGAGUCGCAGGCGAAGAUGGGUGCGUCAUCGUCUUCCAGCUCGCACUUUGAGGCGGCUUGGGCCAAGGUGUUUGGCGCCUCCAACAAGGCGCUCCCUGUCGAACAGAGCAAGGAGUCUGGCGAUGGCGGCGACGGUCAGCGCGUGCCGAUUCGCAUGCAGCAGUGGGGGAACGACCCCGCGGCCAAAGGGCGCUUCCUGGUCAAGGACAAGAACGUGGCGACACAUCUUGUCCGCAACGCCCUGGGCGGCUCCAACGACGAGCAGGUCCGCGCCCUCCUAACUCUUCCUGCACCGUUUUCUCGACGCUAUAGGGACGACUUGACUGUGGAAGUCAUAUUCUUUGGCAACGGCCCUAAGACGGGCGAGGUUACUGUGAACCAUGAAGCAACAGCCAACAACGGAGCUCCCAAGCCUAGACUGUAA
Cordyceps militaris CM01 is the source of this 1878-nucleotide messenger RNA. RefSeq names its product protein phosphatase 2C. Lineage: Eukaryota; Fungi; Ascomycota; Sordariomycetes; Hypocreales; Cordycipitaceae. Gene Ontology annotation, biological process: protein dephosphorylation. The record is from RefSeq and is a predicted model, not a curated record. The transcript is spliced from 2 exons. Gene Ontology annotation, molecular function: protein serine/threonine phosphatase activity. Bases 1 to 1878 code for a protein of 625 amino acids.